AUGCCAUGGCCACUGUGGCCUUGUGUGGGUCCAGUCAACCAUGCCUCCCAGUUUGUGCGCAGCUGCCGCUCCCGGCAGCUGGCAGGCGCGCGAAAGCCGUGGAGGAAGUGCGUCACAUCGGUACUUGGGCAGCCAUCACCCUGGCGGCGGCAGCGCGACUGUCGGCAGCGCAGCCGCGGCAGCGAGGACGUCGAGAGCCGCUCCACUUUGCAGAGGCCUAUGGUGCAGUGCACCUGCAUGAGCUUCAGGUGA
This is a messenger RNA of Symbiodinium sp. CCMP2592, 252 nucleotides long. The record is from the annotation of a GenBank genome assembly. Lineage: Eukaryota; Dinophyceae; Suessiales; Symbiodiniaceae.